UGGGUACGGGAUACCAGAGAAUCAUAUUAUAUUUUAGUAUUUUAGUGUGUUAAAAAUCGCAAGAGAAUAUUGUCAGAGAAACGGGACCCUAGACACCGUUUAGGCAACUGUCAUUUUCCGAGUUUGGCGAAUGUUCGAUUUUGGUGCUUAGUCGUUGUGAACAGUCAGAAGUAAAUCACCAUCUCAACAAUCUCAACUGUAUUUUUUAAUUAAAUGCAGAACAACGAGAGGUAUUGGGGCUGAAGAUACUCGAGGAACGUGUCAUACAUUUUAAAAAGAAUAAAGGAUGGCACAUGGUUCUCAAAAUUACGGGUCGACAGACCACAGGACUGAUGUACCUGAUGUGGGAUUCAGUCCAACUGAACUUUACAGCCUCAGUGAGAAUAUAACAACAAAUAUAUAUACGAUAAAUACCGGCUGGAAAACACUGGAAAGAGCAUUCAAAAGCAUAGGGACUAGUAAAGAUAAUCAGGGGCUCAGGGACAAAGUGCAUAAUACUCAAAUGAGUACAAAUCAAGUGGUCACCCAAACGAGUAAAGACAUAGCUAGGCUGACAGUACUGAUGAGGCGUGGUGAUAAACAGCAAAAGUUACAAAUAGAAAAACUAACGACAGACUUCAAAGAAGCAGUACGAAGAUAUUCUGACAUGCAAAAAACACUAGCUGAUAAAUCUAAGAGGCAUAUCUUACCCUCUACAAAUCUUAUGGAUAGUCAGGAUGGUGAUGGUGACGUUGAUGUGGAUGUUGAUGUUGAUGUUGAUGUUGAUGUUGAUGUUGAUGUUGAACGUCAGAGUCUCAUGCAAGCCUACAUGGAUGAUGAAAAAAAAGCAGAGCUAAGAACAUUAGAAUUCGAGCAAGGCAUGGUACUGGAACGAGAGGAUAGGAUAAAGCGUGUUGAGGGUAAUAUCCUCGAUGUGAAUCAAAUAAUGAGAGAAUUAGGUGCACUGGUACAUCAACAGGGGGAUGCAAUUGAUACCAUUGAAAAUAAUAUUGAGAACGUUCAUGGAAAUGCUGAGCUAGGGGCACAGGAGCUCGUAAAGGCCAGUAAUUAUCAAAGUAAAUUCAGACGGAAAAUUUGCAUUCUCCUCGUAAUAGCUGUUAUCGUUCUCAUUAUACUGACCAUUAUUCUAGUCACGAAAUUGAGUUAGCGCUUCCAGCCAAUGUAGAUUAUAUUUUGUUCAAACUAACCAAGGGCUGUCUCAAUUACCUUUACUAUUUUUUAUCACUACUAUUGUGGAGAAGAAAGAUAUUCUAUGUCUUUUUGUUUUUAAUAUGAAUUAUGAAAACGCACAAAACGAGUAUUACUCUCGAUAAGUUGUUUUUCAUUGUAUAGAAUAUAGGCAAAGGUUUCAUUAUUCUCAGCUGCCAGUAAUGAAAUGGAAUUUAAUU
Fopius arisanus is the source of this 1388-nucleotide messenger RNA. It is a transcript of the gene Syx13, whose product is annotated as syntaxin 13. The transcript has 6 exons. Gene Ontology annotation, molecular function: SNARE binding; SNAP receptor activity. The record is from RefSeq and is a predicted model, not a curated record. Gene Ontology annotation, biological process: vesicle fusion; intracellular protein transport; vesicle-mediated transport. Lineage: Eukaryota; Metazoa; Arthropoda; Insecta; Hymenoptera; Braconidae. Gene Ontology annotation, cellular component: synaptic vesicle; membrane; SNARE complex. Bases 287 to 1147 code for a protein of 286 amino acids.